Molecule: messenger RNA, 1847 nt
Organism: Mytilus californianus (California mussel)
Lineage: Eukaryota; Metazoa; Mollusca; Bivalvia; Mytilida; Mytilidae
Exons: 13
Coding region: 169-1242 (357 amino acids)
Source: RefSeq, a predicted model, not a curated record
CUGUAAAAACAUUGUCAAUUCAAGAAACGUGAACAGAUUGGAUAUUGAUGAGCAUGGUUUGAAGGUUUCGAAGAUAUAAACUGACUGUGUAUUCGAUUGAUUACAGCAAAUAAGAAACAUUUAUAGAUGAAUGAAUAUUCGUCGAUAAUUUGAAAAAAAACUUCUGAAAUGUAUAACAAGAUCACAGCUUUAUGUGUGGUAUUAAUAAUCCUGGUAACAGAGAGCAACCUAUGUAGCAUCGAUAUUUGUUUUAAUUGGAAAAUUACUACCAAUGCACUUAUUCUAAAGUGUAAAGUACCAUCCGUGAUUCAUCGAUUAAUGAUAAUUAAUCAGUUUGAUAAAAUUCUAGCCGAUUGUGUCCCACCACCGACCACGGCUCAAAACUGCGCAAGUGAUUUCAAGAACGGAAGUAUAAGAUAUGAUGCCAUGAGUAAUGAAACAAUAUUUACUAUGACGGGGACAAUCAAUCACCACCUAAAUGGAAACUGGACAUGCCGCCAUGGAACAAGUUUAGAUAUAGCUCAAGUUGAAGUCACAGUCAUAAUAGCACCCAUGUCACAAGAAAAAUUAAAAGAAUUGAAUCAAGGAGACUUAGUCAAUAACAAAACAAGAAAAGGCACACAAAUAAAGUCUUGUGAUAGAGGAUGCAUCACGCUUCUGUUUAGUUGGACAUUUGGUAGUUUUAUUCUCUCACUGGUGAUUUGUCUGACAUUAUAUUCAGUUAUAAAUUUCAGAGAUCAAUCAUUAGCAGAGGUGGUUGCAUCACAGACAUACAGGAUACUCAAUUGCAUUACUGCAAAAUGUACAUGUGGCUUUACAUGUAUUCAGCGUAAAAAACCAAGGUCAAUUUUUGUUCUGCAGAAUAUCUUGAUUGUAAUACUUGUUUCGAUAGUUUUCAUCCUAGCGGGUAUUGUUGGACAUCUGACAGAGAACGAUUGUACGAUACAAACAGUGCCAACCGUGGUAUUAACAGUGGUAUUCACAGUGCUUGGUAUUGCCGGUGGUUUUUUUAGCAGCCUUCUUAUUAAUAAAAACGAAGGUACACAAAACCAGAUAUCAACCGUGUCAGAAAAUAAUCAGCCACCAGGAGCAAAUGUUGAUGUUGACAUAGAAAACACAGGUAUACGAGAACAGGUACAAACCAGGUCAGAAGAUAAUCAGCAACAAAUAGCAAUUGUCGAAGCAGAACAAAACGACCCUGUACAAGAAUCAGCAGUACUUUUACAACUUGAAACGAGUUAACUGAAUAGUAAAGUUUUGAUUCUUGGCUUGAAAGAAGAUAAUAUAAUUGGUCACACAAGUCUAAUGAGGAUAAAAUGACUGACGAAACGUUAAAGUGUAUGGGUAUUUUGCAUAUUUAUCGAUAAACUGGUUUUGUUUCCACUAGAGAAAAAUUGACAUUUUAUUACUCAAAAACUGAAUGAUCAAAGUUUUGUGGAAGUAAUUAUAUAACAUAACAUUUAGACAAUAUUUAAAAAAAAAAGAAUAUAUAUGUAACUGUAGAAUAUGGCAAUAAAUAUAUAUUAUAAUUUUCUCAUAAUAACUCAUGACUACAAUUAUAUUAUUGAAAAUGUUAAUAAAUAAAAUAGGAUACAAUAUAUAAAUGUUUGCUUGAUUUCUGUUUGGUCAUUUUCCGUUUGAAUGUUGUUUUCACGUGUGACAGUGCCAAACAAUACAUAUGCCCUCGAAUAGGAAAUGAAUGAGAAGGAAAAAAAUACAUUCCUGGAUGGAAGAUUAUAGAACAUAUAAAGCUACUUCAAUUAUGAUUGUAUAUAGACAAUCCCCUGCUGUUGGUGUAGUUUACAUUUGAUUUUUACAUGCUCUGCACAUUUUAAAACAUGCAGAUA